CCCAUGGUAGGUCUGGGAUGGUCUGGUGUUUACUUUUGGACUUGUAAUUUCGCCGACCUUUUCCCUUCAAGUUUCUGAUUUCCGUAGUGGACUUCUCUCUUACUCCUUUGAACCAAAAGGUAAACUCUCUCAAUGUCGACUGAUGUGACUAUGGCCCCAGCUGGGGGAACCGAAGGUGGCUCGAACGUGGCUGGAUCCUCUUUAUCAUCGGGUCUGGCAACCACCAAGAAACAAAGACGUUUCGAACUAAAGAAGUGGAGUGCAGUCGCUCUCUGGGCAUGGGACAUUGUUGUUGACAACUGUGCAAUUUGUAGGAACCAUAUCAUGGAUCUUUGCAUCGAGUGUCAGGCCAAUCAGGCUAGUGCCACAAGUGAGGAGUGCACGGUUGCCUGGGGUGUAUGUAACCACGCCUUCCAUUUUCAUUGUAUAAGCAGGUGGCUCAAAACCCGCCACGUUUGCCCACUGGAUAACAGUGAGUGGGAAUUUCAGAAGUACGGUCAUUAGAAUCCGUGGCAUCGAUGAUCAACCAUCAAGUACGGGAGCUUUUUUUGUUUUUCUUUGUUACCUCAAAGUUAAAGAGGACAGAACGAAGUUUGUUAGUCGCUAUCAGAAUUUUCUAAAUCUGAUGAUCAAGUUGAAGCCAAAUGUGCAGUUUUCUGAAGUUAUUGUAAUUGAUCAAGAUUCCUUACGGGUUUUCAUGCGCAUGUGUCGUACUUUCAUCUUUCAAAGUCGCAUAAACCAUUAUUUCAAUCGGAUUUUCGUUUAUAAUUUUAAUUUUUAAUAAUGUAUUGUAUUUCCUGGAGUGGAGGACAUCUCUGAUGGUGAUAUAAUGAGGAAAAACAGGUGGCCGGGGUGGGUGGUUACAAGUUAAAACGUACUUAAGGCCGUAAAUCAACUGAUGUGGAAUCCGUAUCUACUUUCCGGGAACGGAGAAAAAAACUAACGACGCCUGAGAGAUUCGAACUCUCGCGGGGAAACCCCAUGUACUUAGCAGGCACACGCCUUAACCACUCGGCCAAAGCGUCUUCGUUGGUAACGUUUCUAACUACUACUUUAUCUUAUUCUUAAGUACUGAUUGAUGUAGUUCUGAUUUCUGACUUCUCAUGGAAAAACGAAAAAGGUUUUGGGUCAUUGUGGAUGAGUUGUGCCAUACCCACUUCCAGUCGUGGACUAAUUAGCAAUGAGUCACACAUCCAAUAUGAAAAGAAAAGAAAAAGAAGGUAAGGCAUCCUUUUUGCAUAAUAACUUUACUUUGUUGGCUAGUUUCAUUUCAGAUUGGUUGUUGGAUAUUUUUCUACAAACCAACAAGCAUGAUGUAAUGCUGUGAUAAUUUCAAGCGUCUUUCCAAUCAGCAAUGAGCAUGGACCAUGUAAACAGAAAACAUUCCCACAUUAUAAUUUUCUAGGUUCAUUCGUUUCAUUUAAAAUAAGGCCUUUCACUUGUAUAAUUAUUA
Durio zibethinus is the source of this 1453-nucleotide messenger RNA. Its product is annotated as RING-box protein 1a-like. Gene Ontology annotation, molecular function: zinc ion binding. NCBI's taxonomy places the organism in Eukaryota, Viridiplantae, Streptophyta, Magnoliopsida, Malvales, Malvaceae. The record is from RefSeq and is a predicted model, not a curated record.